Molecule: messenger RNA, 1572 nt
Organism: Maudiozyma barnettii
Lineage: Eukaryota; Fungi; Ascomycota; Saccharomycetes; Saccharomycetales; Saccharomycetaceae
Gene: BFR2
Product: rRNA-processing protein BFR2
Exons: 1
Coding region: 1-1572 (523 amino acids)
Biological process (GO): maturation of SSU-rRNA from tricistronic rRNA transcript (SSU-rRNA, 5.8S rRNA, LSU-rRNA)
Cellular component (GO): nucleolus; nucleus
Source: RefSeq, a predicted model, not a curated record
AUGGCUAAGACGUUGUCGGAACAGAUUUCUGAGAUUGCUAACAGACCCGUGAAUCCGGACGUGGAUAUCGAGGACGGUGAGCGUGCUGUGUUUGAACAUCAUGACAGCAGUGAUGACAAUGACAGUGAUGAUGGACAGGAAAGUCAGGCUCAGGCUCACUACGUCUCCGUUGGGAAGUCGAAGUUGAGGGAGUCUGUGGAAGGUGCUGAGUUGCAGGACUCCGAGAAGUAUCAAGGUGCUGUUGGGUCGAGAGAUGCAUUGUUUGGGAAUGAUGCUAGUCAUCAUGUUCCUGAUCAGGAUAUUGAAAGUGAAUCCGAGGAAGAGGAGGAAGAGGAGACUGUUGGUAGUGAUAACGAAUCUAGUGCAAGCGAGGAAGUGGAAGAGGAGGAGUCCGAUGGAGAUGAGAUCGCUAGUAAGAGGGAACAGCUGGCAAGACUUGUAGAAGAAGAACGAAGCUCAGCAAUUCAAAGAUUAUCGCGUAAUGCUCAAAGAGACGCAGCCAAGGGUUAUUCUAUCCUUCAACAGACUCGUACUUUCGACAGUAUCAUUGAUGUAAGGAUUAAAUUGCAAAAAGUCUUGAAUGCAGCUAAUGCAAUGCCCUUGACAACUGAAUCCUGGGAUGAAGAAUUUAAAGAAAAUUCUAAGAAUAAAAAAUUGUUGAAACAAAACAAAAAACUGUUGAGGGAAGUCAUGGAUAAACUGAUCGAUUUUAGAAACAUUUUCCAAACUAAGGAUCAUAUUUUACCUGUUAGUGAACAAUCUGAAUCACCAUCACGUAAACGUUCAUGUCAGGAAUUAGAUGAUGAGUUGAGAAAAUAUAGAACCGCAGUGUUAAAGAAAUGGUCCUCAAAGAUUGAAGCUGCCUCAGGGAAUGCAUUGUUGGGGUCAACUAAGUUUAAAGCGAUCAAUCAAUCCGCAGAUGUACAAGUAGAAAACCAAUUGGCUGAUAUGACACGUCUUGUUAAAAGAACAAGACUUAAUAGAAGAAAUAUUGUCCCAUUAAGGUUCAUGACGGAUUUGAAAUCCAACAGAUUAAAUCAACUGGGUGAAUCCAAUGACAAUAUGACACAUGUAGAAGCUGCCGAUGAUGAAGAUGAUAACGUGGAUAUUCCAAAGAAUUAUGAUCCAAGAAGAAAGGAUAAUAAUGCCAUUGAUACUUCUGAAAACCCUUACAUUUUUGAUGAUGAAGAUUUUUACCGUGUCUUACUAAAUGAUUUGAUAGAUAAAAAGAUUGCUGAUAACAAUAACAAUAAUGGUACCAGUAAUAACAUUAUAACAAUAUCCUCAAGAUCGAACAACAAAUUAAAGAAAAAUAUUGAUACAAAGGCAUCAAAAGGUCGUAAAUUAAACUUCACAGUACAAGAACCAAUUGCAAAUUUUGAAGCACCUGUGAAUAAUGGUUACAAAUGGUCUGAUGAACAAAUCGAUGAAUUUUUUGCAGGUCUCCUUGGUCAAAGAAUCAAUUUCGAUGAAGAUGAAACUGCUGGAUUUGAAUCUGAAGAUAUUUCUGAUGACGAAAAACAAGCUGAAGUAAAUGCCAUUAAGAACGACGAUAUUCAAAUAUUUGGUUAA